AUGUUGUGGGAGAGGCAGGGUUUCGGUGAGGGCGCUGCGGAGGGCCAGUUAGAAAAACUGAAGGCGAAGCUAGGGAAGCUGGAGGAGGAAAAUGCGAGGCUGAAGAAAGGCAGUAAGAAAGGGAAGAAGGGGGAGGUCGGUGGCGAAGGGGAAGAUGAUGAAGAGGACGAGGAAGAGCCGGAAGAAACACUCGACCUUGACCAAGAGCUGCUGCCGUACGCGCGAGGGUCGAAGCAGAAAGUGCUGAGGGCCGCCGGAGUGUUGAACUUCAAGAAGGCGCACGUGGACGGGAAGAUCAAAGGGCUGCAGCUCGAGGGGGAAAAAGCGGGGAAGGCUGAGGAGUUAGGCAAAAAGCUUCAAGAGAAGUUCAAAAGCUGGGCAAAAAGCCACAUCGAAGAGGCUACGUUGCACGACCGGGUGGAGGAGCUGCUGGUGGAGUGGGGGGUACCUCCCAAGACGUUCGGGGGGAACGGAAAGGCUGAUUAUGGACACAUGCUGCGCCUGCUGGCCGCGGCCGUAGUGUGCGCGGAGUGA
Molecule: messenger RNA, 534 nt
Organism: Prorocentrum cordatum
Lineage: Eukaryota; Dinophyceae; Prorocentrales; Prorocentraceae
Source: the annotation of a GenBank genome assembly